AUUUUCAGAUUACUUCUUGUUGAUAAUAAGGGUUCAUCAUCUGCAAAGUGCCAGUCUGAGAUUGUUAUUACCUAUCACACAACCAGGAUACACACUCGUGCAUACAUCAUGAUUGGUACAGUACAGAAGAUCGUCAUGUUUGACGUCGACGGCACGCUCACCCCUGCUCGUAAGGAUAUGAAGCAGAAUAUGAUCGACUGUUUAGCCAAGCUAGGUGCCGUACCCGAUCUUCACAUCGGUGUAGUGGGUGGCUCGGAUCACAGCAAAAUCAUUGAACAACUAGGACAUGGUGCUGAGCACAAGUUCAAGUACUUCUUCUCGGAGAAUGGUUUGACUGGUUUCAGGGACGGCCAGCCCCUGCCCACCACUAGUAUCAAGGCGCAGUACGGCGAUGCCAAGUUAAACACAUUCAUCAACUUCGUGCUGACUUACAUCGCGGGGUUGGAUAUUCCCAUCAAGCGUGGCACGUUUAUUGAAUUUAGAAACGGAAUGAUCAACGUGUCGCCUAUUGGCCGCAACUGUUCGUACGACGAGCGGGUUGAGUUCGAGAAGUACGAUGUGGUGCACAACGUACGCUCUACCAUGGUUAAGGCACUACAAGAGAAGUUUGCCGACUACGGGUUUACCUACUCAAUUGGUGGCAUGAUCAGUUUCGAUGUGUUCCCUACCGGAUGGGAUAAGACCUUCUGCCUGACGCAACUACUAGACGAUGGCUACAAGACUAUACAUUUCUUCGGCGACAAGACAUACAAGGGUGGUAAUGAUUACGAGAUCUUCUCUGAUGAGCGCACCAUUGGUCACACAGUCACUUCACCGGAGGACUGUAUCGUGAAGCUCACCGAGUUGUUCUUGCAGUGAUUGCAGCAGCAGAUAUCAGAAGCUAUGUAGACAAGCAUAUGUUAUGACAUUUUUAAAUUUAAGACAUGGUAAUAUAAAAAUAGUGAUUAAUGUAUUGAGAAUGCAUCAAUAAAGUGCAAAAUAAAUGAUGAAACUG
Molecule: messenger RNA, 994 nt
Organism: Sphaeroforma arctica JP610
Lineage: Eukaryota; Ichthyosporea; Ichthyophonida
Product: phosphomannomutase
Exons: 4
Coding region: 109-858 (249 amino acids)
Biological process (GO): mannose metabolic process; GDP-mannose biosynthetic process; protein N-linked glycosylation
Cellular component (GO): cytosol
Molecular function (GO): phosphomannomutase activity
Source: RefSeq, a predicted model, not a curated record